UUUCUCUCCCCCCGUCCAGUCGCUCGUUAACCACAGACCCAGCCGUCCCAUAACCCUGCGAUUCGCACUUCCUGGUCGUGUUACAGCUUCAGCGGACAAAUCACGAGUCAACCAUGGUGGACUCGACAACCAUCUCGACCCUCGUCCUCCUCGGUGCUGCGGCCCUCCUCCUCGCGACAGCCACCGUCUACCCGUCUAACUUGCUCCGCUGGUUACAGCGAAAGCGAUAUCAAUACGAAGUCACCUUCUCGUUGUACAUGCUUACGUCGACGGAAAAAUUUAUAUUCAACUCGAUCCUGUUCCUCAUUCUCUCCCUCCUCAUCAUCGCCGCCUCCCUCUAUCUCCCCGAACAUGUCCAAACCAUUGCAAACCGCAUGUUCUACUAUUGGUUCGGUGACGAAGACUCGCUCAACGGCGCAAGCAAAGCUGCGCAACAAGUCCUCACCACUUCGUCCAAAGUAAUCCGCGACGCGGCCACUUCCUUCCUCGGCAAGGACGCCCUCCACCAUCAACGGGUUGCCGGUGGUCUUGCCGGUGCCGGCUGAGGCUACAUGGAGCCGUGAGUUUCCCUUGCGCUUGAGAUUGAGUUUGUGGAACGAGUUCGUCUCCGGAACUAUGGAAGUGGAAGAACGAGGUCGGUAUAUAGAAAAUAAGGGGUCAAGCGAGCUCCGACGCGUCCCUUGCAUAACGGCUGCCGUGUUUGGUGUUUGUCGCUUGGGAAAAUUCUAAUCCUGGAUUCCCGGCCCCAAGCCAUAUGUCAUGACCCUGUGGUGAUAGCAUAGCUUGCGGAGCCGUUAUAAUAUUUUGCAUGGUUAGGCGUUCAGAGGAGGAGGCUCAGGACGGGCCGUGCCUUGGCGACCAGCCAUCCAGCCAUUCAUGGCAUACCACUUAAUCUUAAUGUCU
Lindgomyces ingoldianus is the source of this 903-nucleotide messenger RNA. RefSeq lists its product as uncharacterized. NCBI's taxonomy places the organism in Eukaryota, Fungi, Ascomycota, Dothideomycetes, Pleosporales, Lindgomycetaceae. The record is from RefSeq and is a predicted model, not a curated record. The transcript has 2 exons. Bases 114 to 545 code for a protein of 143 amino acids.